Plodia interpunctella (Indianmeal moth) is the source of this 2038-nucleotide messenger RNA. RefSeq lists its product as uncharacterized. The record is from RefSeq and is a predicted model, not a curated record. Bases 58 to 1701 code for a protein of 547 amino acids. The transcript is spliced from 10 exons. NCBI's taxonomy places the organism in Eukaryota, Metazoa, Arthropoda, Insecta, Lepidoptera, Pyralidae.
AAUGCUCAGUAUUAACUACACACAAAUAAAAACAAGACGUUUCUUAAUGAGGUCGAGAUGGAACAGUGGUUAGGACUCCCGUCUGUGGAAGACUACCACGGUUUGAAUCUGUACAAUUUAUCGUUGAACAGUGCUUAUGUGAUCGCUAAUACCACGCUGAAAAGUGUUUUUAUUUAUGCUGCGAAUGAUCUUUGUUAUGAGUGUCCGUUUAAUCUAGUUACGGAGUUGAGGCAAAAUGAAGAGACAACAUGGAUAGUGGACACGAGCAUGCCUUACACUUGGAGACUGAUGAAGAAGGAUUUGGGGUCUUUCUCCAGGAAUAUUAAGAGGGGUAUCCUGUGUGAAAUGCGACCUACACUCAAAGAGUUUGGAGUCUAUCGUUUGGAUAUCGGAAGAUGCGAGGCCAAGCCGUUGGUUCCUACCUAUAACAGCUAUUUUCCUCUCAUACUAUUCACGUCAAUGCUUCUCGUCUGCGGAGGUAUAUACGCAGUCAUUAAAUUUGCCCUCAAGUGUAGGGCACGGAAGGACGGCGAGGCAGAACUAAGCACUACUGAUAAUGAAAGGGCUAAAUGCGUACACUUCUAUAGGGGGGUUCUUUUACUUCUCCUGAUCUUCAUAACGUCGGGCGCUGGAGGAUACCCAGUCUUCAGCAUCAAACAUGGCGGGCUGUCCGUAGCAGACUGUCUGUUCUGCGUAUACGCAUGGACUAUCGGCAUCAAGAUACCCACCGCUAUGGACGAGGCUGUGAGCAAGGGCAAAAGCAAAAGGUCCAUUUUUGGAGACAUCUUUAUUAGAUCCUUCAUCCUCAUAUUACUGGGAAUAACAAUAGAAUCAACAUUGUCCCAGUUCCCAACUAAUGUGCCUACACUGUGGCGUCCACUGGAGAUGGUCGGCGUGGCUUACCUCUUAGUUGGCACCGUUUACUUCUUAUCCGUACACAAGUUGGAAAUAAAGUCAGAAAACAUUUUCUUCAAAAUGAUUUCGAAUUUAACCUCCCUAGUGUGGUGUUGGAUCAUUGCUAGCUUCGUGUUGGUGACCAUCAUUAUCUUCGUGACUAUGCUCGCAUCCUAUAAUUGUAUAAUCAAAAUACCUCUGACCAGCACAGAGUACACGUACGUCGUGCCGGAACAGUCCACAUAUUGUAACAAUGAGUUCACCAAAUGGGUCAAUCUACUGUUCACUGGAGAAGCUGAAAAGACUAUAUUAGUAGACGGAUUCAAUGGAUUUAGCGGAGGGAUCUUAGGUUUGCUCUCAACUACGCUCUCAACUCUGAUUGGAGUAAAAGCGGGAUAUGUCUACCUAAACUAUGACAAGCAUACAGACAGGAUAAGACUGUGGGCGUUGUGGGGUCUCCUGUUUUCUGUCGGAGCUGUUGUCUUCGCUGGGAUAUCCUACGCUGUUAAAUGUAACUUGUGGCCGAUAUCAUCGAUCCUGUUCGUCACAGCGUCUUCGCAUUUCUUCCUGAUUACUAUAUAUGUCCUAACUGAAUACUACAACUGCAGCUCGAUUGUGACAGCCCUAGGUGAAACAUCUCUGCCAAUACUGGCAGGCCACCUGUUAUUUUCAAAAUCUUUACCAUUCUCAUGGCCCGCAGAAAUUAAUAACCAUUCUUUGUUUUUACUCCAAAAUAUUUGGAUUGUAUUACUAUGGAUUUCCAUAGCUGUUUUUCUGAGGAGAAAUAAAAUUUCCUUUCCCGUUUAAUAUAGUCACUAUUACUAUUAUAGAUAUACAUAGAAAAAAACAAAAACACUUCCCGCUGUCUUCGAUCUUCAAAACUACGCAACGGAUUUUGAUGCAGGUUCAGGUCGAUAUUUUAUUAUAAUUUUACCCGAGCAAAGCACGGGCGAACCGCUAGUAAUUAAUGAAUUCGACUUGGUAAAUAAAUUAACAGUUUCAUACAAACUCUUUGGGAAAGUAAUGGUUUUCUAUGCAUACAUGAUUGUUUAGAAAUAAAUUUAUUGGGAAAAAAAUCAUCGUUCAUGUUUUUGUAACUUUCAAUGUAAAAAUUUAAUAAAUAAAUAUUUUUUCUAUAUUUGAA